AUGCCCUCCUCGCUGGCCGAUUACCUCGCCAAAAACUACCUCACCGCUGAUACCGGGUCAGAACGCCCCAAGAAAAAACGCAAGAAGACCAAACCCUCCGAAGGCGCCGGCCUCAUCAUCGCCGAUGACGAUCCACCCGAUCUUCGCACCUCAGCCUCUGCAUUUGACAAUGAUGAUGAGGAUCGCCCGUCGGUCGUGACAUCUGGCCGAAGCGCGGAAUUCCGUCGCGCGAAGAAAUCCAAUUGGAAGGUUAUCGGGGGAUCUGCAGACAGCGAGAAGGAAGCAGCGGAUGCGAUCCUGGCCUCUGCAGCGGCUGAGAAUGCCGCUCGUCGGAACGCAGAUGAAGAUGCACCUGCUGUGGCGGAGGAAGAGGUCGAUGAUGACAACGACGGGACGCGCAUGGAGUCUGGGGCCCGGGCGGGUCUUCAAACGGCAGAACAGACAGCAGCCAUGGUGGCAGCGCAGGAGCGACAACGAAAAAUAGAGGCGGCGAAAUAUAAGGACAGUCCGCAGGAGGGACAGACACAGGAGACGAUCUACCGUGAUGCGUCCGGACGGAUCAUUAACGUGGCGAUGAAACGGGCGGAAGCGCGACGAGCGGAGGAGGAGAAGCGGGAGAAGGAAGAACAGGCGCGCGAGGAGCUCAUGGGCGAUGUGCAGAGACAGGAGCGAGCGAAUCGAAAGCAGCAGUUACAAGAGGUACGGGCAAUGCCCGUGGCGCGCACGAUCGAGGAUGAUGCUCUGAACGAGGAGCUCAAGGAGCAGCAGCGGUGGAACGAUCCUGCAGCUCAAUUCAUGACCAAGACGAAAGGCCCUGGGAAGAGUGUCACGGGUCGUCCGUUAUACCAGGGGGCGUUUCAACCAAACCGGUAUGGGAUCAGACCGGGUCAUCGAUGGGAUGGGGUGGACCGCAGCACUGGGUUUGAGAAGGACUGGUUUGGAGCCAGGAAUCGCAAGGGAAGACUCGAGGCAUUGGAUUACCAGUGGCAGAUGGAUGAGUGA
Molecule: messenger RNA, 1002 nt
Organism: Aspergillus tanneri
Lineage: Eukaryota; Fungi; Ascomycota; Eurotiomycetes; Eurotiales; Aspergillaceae
Gene: cwc26
Product: putative cell cycle control protein (Cwf26)
Exons: 1
Coding region: 1-1002 (333 amino acids)
Biological process (GO): mRNA splicing, via spliceosome
Cellular component (GO): RES complex; U2-type spliceosomal complex
Molecular function (GO): RNA binding
Source: RefSeq, a predicted model, not a curated record